Molecule: messenger RNA, 1047 nt
Organism: Guillardia theta CCMP2712
Lineage: Eukaryota; Cryptophyceae; Pyrenomonadales; Geminigeraceae
Exons: 14
Coding region: 1-1047 (348 amino acids)
Source: RefSeq, a predicted model, not a curated record
AUGGACUUCAUUCAGGAAGGACCGGUGAUCGCCUUGGCGGUGCAGCGUAUCGAUGGCUUCAAUCAUUAUCGUCGGCUGAUCGGGAGUGAUGAGACGAAGAGCAAAGGGAGAGACGAGAGGGAGCCAAGCUUGCGCGAUCGUUUUGCCGUUGACGGCGUCAGGUGUGCCUUGUUGGCAUCCCAGGACAUGAAGCACAGCUGCGACAACGUGCUGGACAGUUUGAAGGAUCUUUCAAACGUCUCGAGCAAGAUCCUCACACUAGCGAUUAUCAAGCCGGAGGCUACCAUGCAGCUACACAAGAUCCUCAAGUACAUGCGCAAGGCAGAGCUCAGCGUCAUCGGCUUAAAGAAGUUGAGCAUGAGUCAAGAACAAACACACUGUAUCGCAAGGCACGAUGGUGAAAAUCAUUCCAACAGCAUGCUCCUUGGACAAUCUUGUAUCGCUCUCGCGCUGGAGCGAACGAACGCGGUUGCUGUCCUCCUCAAAUUGUGCGGUGAUGAAGACCCCUCGCUUGCUCGGAGAAGGGACGAGUUUGCUCUCAGGGCUAUGUUUGGACUCUCUGCUACAGCAAACGGCCUCCAUGCCUCGCGUUCCUUCCUGUCUGCGCAGGAGGAGAUCAGAUCGAUCUUUCCUGAGUUGCAUGUCGAUCAUCCCAGCAAGAACGACGAAGUCUGUGGAGCUCACAGACGACGUGUCGUGCACAAGGGCGAUCAGCGUACGUUGAAGGAAAUGCUCUUCCUGUGCUUCUGCGAGGACGUGAUCGCUGACGACGACUACAUCGCGAUCCUGGAGGACCUCGUCCUCGAGGACUUCAAGGUCUGCAACCUCCGCCUCACCACUCUCUCCACCAAGCAGAGCAUCGAGCUUGCCGGUGCUCUUAGCCACAGGGGAGCCGACGAAUCUUUUCGCCGCGGUCGCUGCCUCCUCCUCGCUCUUGAGAGGGAUAACGCCCUCUCCCGCUUCCAGAUGGCACAGAACAAGAAGCUCGGAGGGCAGGGCAGGCUGGCGGAUCUUGUGGCUCGACAUGCCAAGGAGGAGAGUAGCUGA